UAAGCAAAAGCUAGGAGCAAAUGAGCAAACAUCUCAAGUAAAGGAAAACAGGAGAGCUUCAAGAACUGAGGACUCCUCAAUCUCUCUCAGAAUUCAUUGUAGUUGGCUAAUCCUUUAGUAAUGGUGGCAGUUCUUCCCUCUCCGCUGCUAACGUCCAACCAUCAUUUUCUUCUUCCAUCUCUACCUUUCUACAGAAAUCAAAGUGGGAUUUUUUCAAGGCAAAGGAAAUACAAGUUAGAUGGCAAAAUCAUGGCAUCUUCCAGUUGUUCUUCAAAUCCCACUUCGCAAAAUGGGAUUUUUUGCAGGAGGAACUUGAUGCUCAUUGGCUUUUCUACUUCACUUUCUCUUAUUCUUCCCUUUUCAACAGGCUGUGAUGCUGAGGAAGAGGUUAAAAUGGCUCAUCUAAUUGACGACAUAAAUGCUUAUUCUUAUUCGUAUCCUCUCGGACUUCCAUCCAAAAAGUUGGCCUUCAAAUGGGUGGAAUCCAGAAAACCAGAGCGUUAUUCAUCAGCUGCACCAUUGUCGCCUGAUGCACGACUCCGCAUUGUCUCUGAGAGGGUGGAUUUCAUUGAUAACCUUGUAAUUUCUGUCUCGAUAGGUCCUCCAAAUGCACAGAUUUUGAAGUCAAAUGAAACAAGCGCAUGGAGUGCCAAAGAUGUCGCUGAUUCCGUAUUAGCUGAUAAAUCAUCUUUGAGGGUCACUUCUACUCAGAGAUUGGCUGAAAGUUCUGUCCUUGACGCACAUUCAUCAGAGGUUGAUGGUGUACCAUAUUGGUAUUAUGAGUACAUUGUAAGGAAAUCGCCAACAAAAAUUGCACUAGAACCAAAUCUUUUCAGGCAUUAUGUCGCAUCAACUGCUGAACGAGAUGGCUAUUUAUAUUCUCUGAGUGCUUCAACACUCAGCAAGCAAUGGAAUGAUAUGGGACCCCUCUUGCAGAAAACUGUGGCAUCUUUCCGUCUUCUACCUCCUACAGAAAACUAUGUUCCUCCAUUCAAGGAUCCUUGGAGAUUUUGGUGACAAUUCAACUUAUUUAUUCACCCAUGCUAGAUAUUCCCUUUUUUUCUUUUUAUCAUUUUCAAUUUGUAUUUCGAGUGGACAGAAUCCAAGAUUAGGGAUUUUGAGAAAAUUGUAGGUUAGUACAAACUCUAGCAUUAGAGCCUGCUUUC
Molecule: messenger RNA, 1166 nt
Organism: Coffea eugenioides
Lineage: Eukaryota; Viridiplantae; Streptophyta; Magnoliopsida; Gentianales; Rubiaceae
Product: psbP domain-containing protein 5, chloroplastic
Exons: 11
Coding region: 121-1017 (298 amino acids)
Source: RefSeq, a predicted model, not a curated record